AUGGCCCCCAUUCAAUCCGCGCUCUCGGAGACUCUCCGGUCUUUGACGCAAAGCAAGAUUCGCGAUUUAGAGAAACGCCAACAUUCCUACGAGUCCGACAUAUCCUCUCUUCUUGACGAUGCCAAUUCGGUUACAGACAGUCUAGACAAGCUCGCACAUUUAUUGGCCGGUGUUAAGGACCUUCUCCCGCAGACGGACCGGGAUGACCCUGAGAUCACCAAUAUUGAACACUGUCUGAGCCAAGCGCGGUAUGGCUCGUCUAUUCCAUUUGAAAAGUUGGUCUCGAUCCGAGAUCAAUUAGUGUCGCGACUCGAUAUAAUUAGUCGACGACUUAACCUUGCGGAUUUAUACACUCGUCUGUUGAUAGAGUGGGUCAACAAUGAUGGGGAGUCGAAUAAAUCACCGGUUGAACCCCUCCCGAUGAAGACGACUAUUCCAUCGUUGAAAAGAAACAGAAGCAGCGCCUCGAAGACCUCUGCGACCAAUUUGAAAAUGUGGUUCUUCGAGCCCCUAGAGACAAGGCCGGCGGAGAUCCGCGCGUUUCUGGAAGACCUUUUCCCUGACGAGGAAACCAAGAACGAAUUAGAGGUUGUUCGAGCCGGGCUAAGACAAGAAUGCAUUGAUCUGUGGGACGAAAACUCGACCGGGGAGGGAGUGUUCAAUACCGGUUCUUUAACGCUGUGUAUCAAGGCCCUACUGAAGGAGGACAUUCUUAGCGAUUCGAAGAAGGAGAUGCUGAAGGACUUCCUCGACAACAGGAAUUGGGAAAGGCACGCAGGCGAUAAUGGCAUUCCCGUGCUCCCGACGCAGCAGUUAAAUGGCAAAUACCGAAUCUGGAUGGAUUAUGAUGUUCUUCAGACGAUCUUCAUUCAGCAUAUUGGGUCAGAACGGACGCUUGCUGAGUAUGGACGGUCGUACGACAAGGAAGAUGAGGACGCUAAGCCAUCGAAUCAGGAAGAAAAUAAGAAUGUCAAGCAACAUCUAUUGCGCAAGGUGGCUACCGAAACGCUCCUGCAUCGUGCUUUGCACGGAGAAGCAGCUGCUAUCCAGUCAGACCUGAAAUGGUACGGCACGUCACUGUCUCACAGCACCAUCUUCACCAUAAUGGAGUUUGUAGGGUUCCCGCAACGAUGGAUUACCUUUUUUCGCAAAUACCUCGAAUCUCCGUUGAAUAUGGACCAGUCGUGCUCCGGUCGCGAACCCCGUGGUUCUCGGACCAGGAAACGUGGCUUGCCGAUAGCCCAUGCAUCGGAGAAACUACUGGGUGAGCUGGUGCUUUUUUUUAUGGAUCUUGCGGUGAACCGGCAGACUGGGAUGCUUUUGUACCGACUGUACGACGAUCUGUGGAUCUGCGGUGAGCCGGGGAAAUGCGCGCAGGCGUGGGAAGUAAUGCACAAGUUCGCUGACGUGACCGGGUUGGAAUUCAAUGUCUUCAAAACUGGUUCCGUCUAUCUGUCCGACUCAAGGGAUUUGGCGGUUCAGGCUCGACUGCCCAAGGGCCCCGUCACGAUUGGAUUUCUGACGCUCGAUCCUGAAUCUGGCGUUUGGAAAAAUCGACCAAUCCCAAGUCAACGAGCACCUGAACCAGCUCCAGAAUCAACUCCAAAGCUGCGACAUAACUUCGGCCAACCAGCAUAUUACUUCGAACGGCCACACGUGGAUGAAAUCUUGGAGACCUAUGAAAAGGUCAAUCGCAUCUUAUUUGGUUUUCGAAGUUCCAACAAUGGUUCAACAUUAACAGAAUAUUUGCGUCAAAUGAUCAAGUCGCGCUUUGCCGUGUCUGAUGUUCCAGACGCCUUCUUGUUCCUCCCUGAAGAGCUUGGGGGUCUAGGUCUCAAAAAUCCGUUUAUUCCUGUCUUGUUAGUUCGCGACAGCAUCGCCACCUCAAAGUCGCCUGCUGAGCAGAUCCAGCUCCUUCAUGACAACUUACGGUCCACGUAUGCGUCUCGAAAGAAGGAAUUCGAGAACCUCACGGAUGACGAUCGUCAUGAGCGUCUGGAAGGCCAGAAACUUGACUCGGAACAGGAAGCAAAACAUGUUCUCGACCCGAGCAUGUUCAUGUCUUUCGACGAGUACAUGCAGUAUCCUGACACCAGGAAUACCCAGGUCGCGGACUUUUACAAAACCUCUACCCAGGUUGCGGCUCCUGCGGAGAUUAAACCGACCCCGGAAUACAGUCAAGGGUUAAGCAAGGCACAAUAA
Aspergillus affinis is the source of this 2202-nucleotide messenger RNA. RefSeq lists its product as uncharacterized. The coding region runs from base 1 to 2202 and encodes 733 amino acids. The transcript is spliced from 4 exons. The record is from RefSeq and is a predicted model, not a curated record. NCBI's taxonomy places the organism in Eukaryota, Fungi, Ascomycota, Eurotiomycetes, Eurotiales, Aspergillaceae.